AUGCCUUUCAACAAGAAAUCAAAGAAACAUGUUCUGCGCAAAACAUGCGUUGCAUCAGUGCAUCCAGAAGCAAAUAUUCGCCUCAAAGAAGAACCAGAUCAAGUGUAUGGAAUCGUUGUGAAUGUUAUCAAGCCAAGAAGUGUGAUGGAAUGCCAAUAUGAUAUCGAUUAUGGAACUUCAAAAACUUUGAAAUGUGUGUUUAGAGGCCAUGUUCGCAAACCAAUCUAUUUUCAAGUUGGAGAGGUAUUGUUGUUGCAUUUGAGAGAUGGUGUUGAAUCAAAUACAGCCGAUGUUUUACAUCGAUACAAAGAAGAGGAAAUUGAGGUUUUGAAACAAAUGAAACAAUUACCCCUGCUACAAGGUUAUGCGUUGAAUUUUCAUCGUACCAUGCUCGCUCAACUGGAGAGACAAGAAUUUUCAAAAUUUAUUGAUUUAACUUUCUUAUUUACAAGUGAUGACGAAAUUAGUGGUAUAAUAAUAACACACAUUUAA
Messenger RNA from Naegleria lovaniensis, 492 nucleotides. RefSeq lists its product as uncharacterized. NCBI's taxonomy places the organism in Eukaryota, Heterolobosea, Eutetramitea, Acrasida, Naegleriidae. The record is from RefSeq and is a predicted model, not a curated record. Bases 1 to 492 code for a protein of 163 amino acids. The transcript has a single exon.